AUGUUUGAUGAUAGCGAGCGUACGUGCAGCAUGUCGGAUGAUGAUUCCAGCGAACUCGUACCUCGUCCCGCGGAUCGCGAGACGGAAGCCCCGGAGGACAUGGUGGGAAUCGAAAUGGAGGCCUUGAACAAGGGAAACAGCAAAAAGAGUGCAAAAGUUAUCAGUGUGGUGACACUCCGAGAGGGAGCCCGCAUCACCAAGACUGCGAUGUUGCUGGUCAUCAGCGUGCUGGGUGUUGCCGCGGCCCUCACCUGGAUGCAGUUUCAUCAUGCACAGUCAUUUGGUGGUCUCCUUCAAGAUCCAGGCACUCCUGACUCCAACAUUACCAAGGUGCCCAAGCCAGAAAACACUGUCUCUCCAGUUGCAAAGUCACCCCAGCAGGUUGCCAAACCAGCCGUCUCGGCAAACAAGAAGAAUAGCAAUGACCCCAAGCAGCACGAAGCCAUCAAGCAGGGUACUGCCAUUGAACCUAAGACAGCCAAAAAGCAAGGAGGUGCCCAAAAGAACAAGCCGAAUGCUGCUCGAGAGCCAAACCAGAAAGCAGCCCAAGAACCCCAGCAGCACGAGGGAGCCCAUCAGAACAAGCAGAAUGCUGCUCCAAUGCCAAACCCAAACGCAGUCCAAAAGCCCCAAAAGCAGGCAGGGGGGCCGAAGAACAACAAGCAGAAUUCUGCUGUGCCAGAGCCGAACAAGAAAGUAGCACAAAAGCCCAACCAGUCUCCACUGGACACGAACCAUCCCGGAGCUCCAAAGCCUCAGCAACAGCAGCAGCAGUCUCAUCAGAAUGCUGCAACGCAACCGCAACAGCCAAUGCAGCAGGCAAAUCACGGGAAUGGCAUGCAAGCAGCUCAGCAGCAGCAGCAGCAGCACCAAGCUCGCAACCAUCAAACUCAACAAACUCACAACCAUCCCCAGCAACAGCAACAGCAACAGAAGACACAGACGACGACGGGCCCACAGCAAGGUCCGAAGCCAGGUCCGCAGCAAGGCCAAGAGCCGCAACCCAAGGAUGGCGAACAGAGCAACCAACUAUCCAAACCAACCUUAGCGGCUGAAACACCGGUAACUGGCACAUCAGGCGAACCUGUACCGGUAGCAAACAAGAUGAACGUAAGGAACCGUCCCAACAACGCAAUGAUCAUGAUGGCGGGGAAGUUGAGCAACAGCAACGACCACGUGGGUAAGCAAUUGAAAGAUGAUAAGAAUCUAUGGCAGCAGACGGAACGCCGUCACAAGAAUGGACCACGCGGCAACCCAAAACCCAAUGGAAAGCCACAAAAAUCGAGUGUAAGCGGCGACAGCCGACAUGGUGGAGGCAUGAUGCAUCACGGGAUGAUGAUGCGCCACAACGGGAUGAACCAAGACGCUUAUCAUCCCACGAGACCAGACCAGGAGGAGAUUCCGGAGAUUCCGGAGCAGCAACAACAAUCCCAGACGUCCAAGAAUGGGCUGUUGGUGGAUCUUUGGGGUUUUGCUUCCUCUCUAGCCCCGAAAGUUCCACAUGGACCUCAGGAGGCUGCUAUGUCGCCCGAGAAUGAGCCGCAUGAGCAACAACAAGAGCCUCCUUCAGCUUUGCGCAAACAUCCCAUUGACCGUCCCAAUGACGAGAAUAGGAAUAACAAUAAUAUGGAUAACCGCAACGGGGGUGGGAAACGAAAGCACCAGAUGAAGCGCCACGGUGGAAUGCUAUGA
Seminavis robusta is the source of this 1692-nucleotide messenger RNA. NCBI's taxonomy places the organism in Eukaryota, Bacillariophyta, Bacillariophyceae, Naviculales, Naviculaceae. The record is from the annotation of a GenBank genome assembly.